AAAGACGAAGCUUUCGACGAAGAUGAUAAGUUGAGAUUGGGAUGAAUUGAUAAGACAAGCAGGUGUAGAUAAUUCAAAUGGAAAUCAAGCGGGGGGCUGCAAGGUUAUAUACUCUCGGUAUGAGGACACCUUGACUUGAUGCUGACGUCUCUGCUCUUACUCUCACUCUCUCUCCCUGCCUCUCUCUUUCAGAGAAAUGCGCGCUUUCGAGACGCCCCUGCGCUAUUCUCUUCCAACAUGUGGAAGUCUCCGCUAAAACCAGGCAAACGCGGGUCCUUGCUCAGUGACACCCAUGGGAUGAGUUUCUUGAGUCGUGCAUGGUCGUGGAUACCGUGGAGGCGAAGUAGCAUGAGAAGUUUUUUUGGAUCCAAGACCAGGAGCCUGUCUGCUCCACUUAGAACACAAGGACCAUACCUGGUGGUGAAAUUUUAUGAUUAUGACAGAAUAGGAUAAAGACACUGCCCUUUGUUGCGAGAAAAGCAUGCUGCAGUCGACGUACGGAGUACUUCCUACUGUACGGAUACAGAGUGACAGAGUAAAGGUACUGCCAAAUGGGAAAAAAUGGACCGGGAUGCGGCUACAUGCCCAGAGGGAGAAAACUUGUGUGGCACCAAAGG
Messenger RNA from Colletotrichum godetiae, 617 nucleotides. RefSeq lists its product as uncharacterized. The record is from RefSeq and is a predicted model, not a curated record. Bases 139 to 453 code for a protein of 104 amino acids. NCBI's taxonomy places the organism in Eukaryota, Fungi, Ascomycota, Sordariomycetes, Glomerellales, Glomerellaceae. The transcript has a single exon.